This is a messenger RNA of Loxodonta africana (African savanna elephant), 972 nucleotides long. RefSeq names its product cilia and flagella associated protein 263 (gene CFAP263). Bases 1 to 972 code for a protein of 323 amino acids. The transcript is spliced from 8 exons. Gene Ontology annotation, biological process: cilium assembly. Gene Ontology annotation, cellular component: ciliary basal body; axoneme. NCBI's taxonomy places the organism in Eukaryota, Metazoa, Chordata, Mammalia, Proboscidea, Elephantidae. The record is from RefSeq and is a predicted model, not a curated record.
AUGACCGAUGAAGACUCCGAGAGCAACCUCACCGACUCCCAGACCGGGGACGAGAACGAGUUGCCGGUUAUCCAGCUGUGCGGGCUGGUGGAGCAGCUCAGCUAUGGAAACUCCGUUCUCAGAAUUGAGACAGAGAUGUUUGAGAAAUAUUACUAUAAACUGGAGCCUGGGGCUCAUCGACAUCCACGAUUAUCCGAUAUUAAAGUAUCAUCCUCUGAAUUUUCACAGGCUAUUAUUGAGGAAGCUGAAAUCCGAGGGGCUGAAGUUCAGAAAGCAGUGUACGAUUUUGAAAAAGAUAUUCUGGAAACCAUAUCCAAGAAGAAAGGGAGUAUUUUGGCCACUCAGAAAGUGAUGAAAUAUAUUGAGGACAUGAACCGCCGGAGGGAUAAUAUGAGAGAUAAAUUAUGUUUGAAAAAUGUUUCUCUCAAAGUCCAGAGGAAAAAAAUGCUUUCGCAACUGAGGCAGAAGGAAGAGGUGGGCGAGGCCCUCCACGAUGUGGAUUUUCAGCAGCUGAAGAUUGAGAAUGCUCAGUUUUUAGAGACGAUCGAAGCAAGGAAUCAAGAACUGAUCCAGCUAAAGCUAGCAUCUGGAAACACUCUGCAGAUCCUCAACACAUACAAAAGCAGGCUUCACCGGGGAUUGGAAAUGUCCAUCAGUCUGGACAAGGAGAUGGUGCUGAGAAAUGAGUUACUUGAAAAAGUUGAAAGAGAAACUGUACAAGCAGAGGAGGACCGGGCCAAAGCUGAGUUUUUGAACAAGAAGUUACGGAAGCAGCUGGCCGAGUUCCGAGCACCACCGGUGAUGGCAUAUGUCCGGGAGAAGAUCAUAAAUACAGAGCUGGAGAAGAGCAUCAAGACGUGGGAAAGGAAAGUUGAGAUCGCAGAGAUGUCCUUGAAAGGCUACCGAAAGGCUUGGAAUAGAAUGAAAACCACUUGUGAGCAGUUGCAGGCAACCGGCCCCCCUGGGAAAUAA